Messenger RNA from Carassius carassius (crucian carp), 1893 nucleotides. RefSeq names its product ankyrin repeat and death domain-containing protein 1A-like. NCBI's taxonomy places the organism in Eukaryota, Metazoa, Chordata, Actinopteri, Cypriniformes, Cyprinidae. The coding region runs from base 151 to 1671 and encodes 506 amino acids. The transcript has 15 exons. Gene Ontology annotation, biological process: signal transduction; protein localization to ciliary inversin compartment. Gene Ontology annotation, cellular component: ciliary inversin compartment. The record is from RefSeq and is a predicted model, not a curated record. Gene Ontology annotation, molecular function: protein binding.
GAUUCGUCAUUUCCCAAAGCGGCAGGCUUGAGCUCGGCUGUGGGAGAAGCGCUCAGAAACACAGCCCAACAUCGCGUCGGAAGAUGAAGAUGUAGACAUGUAUCACAAGAUGCGCACAUCGGAUGCAUAACACUGCAUCGACUGAGGACGAUGGAAGACGGACUGGUGUCUGAAGACGAUAUUUUGCUUUGCUCAGAGAAGGAAUUUCAUGAUGCUGCAAAGAGGAACGAUACGGAGAGGAUGCAGGAGCUCAUCAGAAGAGGGGUGGACAUCAAAGUCAAAAAUAAGAUGGACCGUAAGGCCUUGCACUGGGCAGCAGGAGCCGGCAGUGAGCAGGCAGUGCGUCUGCUGCUGGACCACGACAUGGAGGUGGAUGAUAUGGACAGCUUUGGUAUGAACGCUCUGCUCUUGGCGGCAUGGUUUGGUCACCUCUCAAUCCUAAAGAUCCUUGUCUCAACUGGAGCGAAGCUCACCUGUGAAAACAAAAAUGGCUUGAAUCUCUUGCACUGUGCUGCACAGAGGGGUCACAUCAGUGUUUUGGAGUAUAUUAUGGAAGAUCUGGAAAACGUGCAGCUUAAUAAAGUCGACAACUCAGGCAAGACAGCGUUUCAUUUGGCCACGGAGCAUGGACACCUGGAGGUGGUGGAGUUUCUCAUUGGUAUGGGCUGUGCUCAUGACCUCAAGGACAAGAAGGAAAACACUGCACUGCAUUUAGCAGCUAAGCAAGGCCACAGUGAUGUCCUACAGAAGAUCAUGGAAACCGGCGAGAGCAUUGAUGAAAAAAACAUUGAUGGCAUGACGGCUUUACAUUUGGCAGCUGAAGGAGGGCAUUAUGAAUGUAUCAGACUCUUGCUGGAAGCUGGCUGCAAUGUCAAUGAACUUACUCAUAGUAACAGGACAGCUCUCCAUCUGGUGGCCCAGCAUGGCUCUGGAAGAGAGAUCAAACUGCUGGUACAGGCUGGGAUCAAUCUGGAUUCAGUAGACACACAACAUACUUCAGCUCUGCACUUGGCAGUACUCAACAACUCCACAGGAAUAGUCAAGGAUCUUAUCGAUGCGGGAUGUGACCUGGACAUCUUUGACAAUCGGCUUCAAACUGCUUUGCACAUAGCAGCAGAACACGGACGGCAGAACAUCGCUGAGAUGAUCCUGAUAUCUGGAGUCAACCUCAAUCUGCUCGACAAGCAGGGAAAGACAUCUCUGGAUGUUGCAGCACGAGGCAACCAUGUGAAUGUCGUUGACAUGAUUAUCAAAGCUGACAGAUUUUACAAAUGGGAGAAGGAAAAUGUGACGAGUGACUCUCUGGUGGGAGCGAGUCUAACAUUUAAGCAAGAUCAUCGACAGGAGACACAACAUAUCCGAUCUGUCCUGUGGAAACUAGCCUCCAAAUAUCUCAAACCAGGCGAGUGGAAAACACUGGCUCGGCACUGGAAGUUCUCAGAUGCACAUAUUCGAGCCAUAGAGCACCAAUGGAUAGGUACAAAGAGCUACAAGGAGCAUGGGCAUAGGAUGCUGCUCAUCUGGCUGUACGGAGUGAUCACCGCUGGAGAAAACCCCAUCAAGGGCUUGUACGAAGGUCUGACUGGAAUCUCCAGGAUUGAUUUGGCAGAAAGCAUGCGACAGCAGGCCAAUGCGGAUCCAUCUUCUGCUAAAAAAUGCUCUACAAUGUAAUGUGAGAUUUGUUGAGAAAGGUCUAGACUGAGUGCAUACCAACCAGGAGAUUGGAUGCUCUUCAAAUACACAGUACUGAUGAAACACAAAUACAUAAAUAUAACCUCAGUGAUGUGUCUGAGAAGAAAACUUAGCCUGUUCACACCAAGAGCAAAUAUUUACAGCAAGCAUGACUUUGUAUGGGUUUCUUUGGAACCAUUCAUAUUGAGAAAAUAUGAUGGA